Molecule: messenger RNA, 7125 nt
Organism: Gadus chalcogrammus (walleye pollock)
Lineage: Eukaryota; Metazoa; Chordata; Actinopteri; Gadiformes; Gadidae
Gene: rp1l1a
Product: rp1 like 1a
Exons: 12
Coding region: 1-7125 (2374 amino acids)
Biological process (GO): retina development in camera-type eye; photoreceptor cell development; axoneme assembly
Cellular component (GO): axoneme
Source: RefSeq, a predicted model, not a curated record
AUGAUUAACAUCGCCCUGCUGGCGCAUAACAUCUCCGCCAUUGCGGUUGACCCUCAUCGUCUGGCCGAACAGGCAGUCGACGUGGUGAAAACCGCCGGUGUCAUCCUCUGCCUCUGCUCCACCGGCGCGGUGGCAGCAAUCCGGAUGGCGGCAUGGCAGCACCUCAUACAGAGGAAACUGUGGCUGCAGCAGACCCCGGGCAUCCCUGAGCCGAUGAGGCGGCAGUUACUGGAGUGCCCAUCAGCCCGGACGUGCUGUUCGGGCCCCGUCUGUCAUCUAUGGUGGAUGACAUGCAGGCCGCUUCCGAGGAGGCAGAGAAAUUCCGGAGAUACGUCUCCCGCUCUCCGCCUCCACCCGGGCGGCAGCGCUCCGCUCCAAGCCCCCGUCGCCGCGAUAGGCCCCCGGCAGUCACUGUCGCGGCUAAUGAAGCGCUUCCUAAAAGGUGUGCCCCUCAAGUUUGUGUCAGCCAAGACAGCUUUGCUGCUGGCCCUGACGUCAGCUAAGAGACCCCACCAACCUCGCUCGCAUGUGACCUCAGCUCCGUCAACGAAGAGGAUCACCUUCUACAAGAGUGGCGACAGCCAAUUCGGCGGGGUCAAGAUGGCCGUCCACCGGCGCAGCUUCAAGUGCUUUGAAGCACUGUUGGACGACCUUUCGCAAAAGGUCCCACUCCCGUUCGGUGUCCGCACGGUGACCACGCCGCGGGGCACGCACGGCAUCCACUGCCUGGACCAACUGCAGGACGGCGCCUGUUACCUCUGCUCCGAUCACCGCCGCGCCAAACCCGUGGACAUGGGGCUGGCGGGCCGACGCCCGGCGGUCUGGCACCCCCACCACCACCACCGCCACACCCCCCAGGCCCAAAGACCCGACGGCGCCCCCUCCCGGCAGAGGCGGGUGCUGCUGGUGAAGAACAGCGAGCCGGGGCGGAGGCGCAGCGUGGUGCUGGGCCGCCGCUCGGCCCGCAGCCUCCGGGCCUUCCUGGAGGAGGCGUCGGACACCCUGCAGUUCCACGUGCGCCGGCUGUACACGGCCGAGGGCCGCAAGAUCGACAGUGUACAGAGCCUUAUGACGUGCCCUGGCAUCCUGGUGUGUGUGGGCCGGGAGCCCUUCAGCCCGCUGCUGGUGGACUUCCUCAGGAAGAGCUCUGAGGAAAGACUACCAGGCCUGGGCUUGAGGUCCCCCGCCCUGGGCCCCAGGACCCCAGGGAACGGGGCCCGAUCCCCGGCCACGCAGGGAGUCCGCUCGCCUCUCCAUGGAGCUCGCUCUAGAGGCAGCGAGUACAGUGAGGGCCGGGACAGCAGGAAGAACGUCAACUUUGGCCUGGAGACUAAGAAGAGCAUCAUCCACCCCCGGUCGGACUCCUCCACCCGCUCCACACGCUUCUCCCUGUCCUCGGAGAAGUCCUACACCAACGGACUCACUUCCUGUCCCCACUCCCACCCCCGGCCGGCCAUCAUGAACGACGACAUCGAGAAGCGCGUCAUGGUCAACAAGGACGGCAGCCUAUCGGUGGAGAUGAAAGUGCGCUUCCGCCUCCAUACCGAGGACACCCUGCAGUGGUCGACGCAGAUUAAGAAGUCUCCCUCCCUGACCAACGACUGCUGUGCGUCCAGGGAGGGUCCUCCCUGCUUCCUGCAGCAGGGCCUCUCCGAGACCUGCUCAAACCCUGACUCCGGCUCAUGUGAUCCAGAGGCCACCAAUAUGUACGCCAACGCUUCCCUCGAGCACCCCCUUGAAGCGAACUGCCCAUGCUGCCACCAGACACGAGAGCAGCUGUACGACCUGUGGGAGAAUCCUGCGCACAGCAACAAGCAUGCUCCCAAACCGCCUAUCGACGGCUCCAGGCCCACCCACGCCAGGGUGCGACAAAUCCACUCAUCAAGCUCCUCCUCCUCCUGUCACUCUCGCCGGGUGGUUUGCCAGCGAUCGAGGCUCUCCAGCUCCCACGGGGGCUCAGGUCUGGAGCAGGCUCGGGUGGAGGUCCAGGAGGAGCUGUGCGUGAUGGAGGAGGUGUGCACCGUCAGUCGCUGCUGCAGCAGCUCCGGGGCGGCCAGAGGCGAUGCCGGUAGCUCCCAGCCCCACAGCAGCCAGUCCACCAAGGAUGACUGGUGCGACCGAGACGAUUUGGAGCUGACACUGUCGGAUGGUGAUGAUGAUCGUCCACCGUCCUUGGUCAGCAACUCCUCCCACGUUCUGCAGGUGCUGCAGGAGAACCAGGAUGAGGAGGAUGAGGAACUACCACCCAGUGUUUCCCAGUGCUGCCAAUGUGAGCGGUCGCCAACCCCGGCUCCCCUCAUGCUGCAGAAAGGGGAAGACGGCGGCAGCAGAGCCUCGUCCUGUCACUGUGGAGGGAUAACCCCACACUCCUUGGCCCAGGAGGGGGGGAAUGACCGAGCUGUCAGUUCCAUGUCCAAAACAAGCAAGCUGUCUUGCAGGUCCAGCAAGUCCAAGACCCCAUGUCAAAAUUAUACUAAUGAUCGACAGGAAGAUGUGCAGGAUAGCGUUAUGAGAAGCCUGUCCAGCAACAACGGGCUCCCAGGUUACGAUGUCCGAUCCAACCAAUCCAGUGCAUGUUCUCACUGCGGAGGCUCCAAGGGUACAACAACCACACCCGACCCACGUCACCCAGACCAAGGUGAAAAUCAUGGGGGCAGCGGAGAUGAGCGGGCUCCCAGCCAGAUGUCGGAGAGCUCUAGGGAAGGUUCUGGGGAAUCUCUCCACUCCAACAAGUCCAACCUCACCCACCACGACUGCACCUCAGUGAUGUCCAAUAUUCCAGAGGAGCGAGAUCCAGAAGAGGCUGAAGAUGCAGAAGAGCAGGCGAAUAGAGAGGAGAACGGUGAGCGAGCAGUUAGUGCCCUGUCAACAAGAUCCCAUCUAUCAGUCAAAUCAAGUAAAUCCAUUAUCAGAAGCUCAACCAGAGCUUCUGAUAGGUCACCUUCCCCCAAACCCGUAGAUGUGGAAAAUGAAUCUGAGAGAGCGAGCAGUGCUGUGUCUAUCAAAUCUGUGAAAUCCUUUGCCUCUGUCUCUAAGAAGCCUGCAAAAUCAUGCAAGCCUCACAGUAACAACUGUUCAAGGACUCAUACUCCCUGCUCACAGGUAGAAGUUAAAGCAGAAGGAAUGGAAGACGGGGCAGCGGAGGAGAAGGGUGCAAGGUCAGAAAGUGUAAUGUCCUCUAAAUCUGAAAAAUCUGCAAAAUCAGCCCAAUCAUCUCAGUUGGAAAGGUCAAUUUGUGCGCAGGCACAAAUUGACGAGGUAGGGGCAGCCGUAACAGACAACUCUAACAGAGCUGCACACAGAGCAGCUAGUGCCAUGUCUGUUAAAUCGGCGACUUCCAUUCGAUCCAGCAAUUUGCUGAAAUCUAACUCUGACGGUGAUACAGACGCAGCCAUCAAAACAGAAUUAGAAACCGAAGCAUGCGAUGAGGCCGAGGCAGAAGAAGGCAAUGAUGAGAGGGCCUCUACACAGUCAAGGUGUCACUGCGGCGCUGCUUCCAGAACCCAGAAAAGAGAGGAAGAAAAUAACAGAGUAGAGGGUGGGGAGGAAGGUGAAACAACGGAGGACAAGGAACCCUCAGAGCAGGCGCCCAGCGUUCACUCAACAAACUCCAAAAGACAAAGGAUCAAUUCAGGGGACACUGAGGAACUCCUGAGUCGAGAUUCAUUUGGGUCUGUCUCUCUGGUGUUACCAGAAGAGGAACAGGGAGACUCAGACGGUGGGGAGUCCCACAUCUCCUCCCACACAAAUCCAGCCAACGCCACUAAUGCUGAAAGAAUGGAUGAGUCUGCAGUGAAACACACAGUGGAUUUGGAGGACAUGGCAAACCCUCUGCCCCCCAUUCAAAGUCAACCAGACAUAACGAUUGACACACCUGGACAGAGCGUACACAGUGAGAAGGAUGAAGAGCCAGCAACAGACAUGUCCCCCACUGCUCAUUCGUCCAGGAGCAAUCUUUCUGUGAAAGGCUCUAAACCGAAGGAGUCAGAAAGAGUGAAGACACAUCACCUUGAGCCCUCUGUCAAACGCUCUACAUCUGCAAUGUCAGCAGCAAGCGGUAACGCUCGGAGCAAAACCCCCUCCCGAGCGAACGAGGCACACAGUAUGGAUGACAACAAGCCUUGUGUGAUAUCCAGGACUCCUAGCCGUCUCAGAACGAACUCGGCAGCAUCUACUUGCUCCAACGCAAAAGCAAAAGCCACAACCGCAAAAUCCAACCUAAGCUCUUCUACUCCGAGGCAAAAAGGAAGCAAAACAUCUGAUGUCUGCAGCGUGAAAUCAACGAGCAGCGCAAGGUCGAAGGAGGGGUCCUUCCAGCCGACGGCGCAGAUGAUGAAAUCCGACGACGACGCCCUCUGUCGCUCCUCGUCUGCCGCCGACCUGCUCAGAGAGGCCUUAGCAUCCGCUAGGCUAGUCAGCCGGCAGUCGAGAGGAAGUGACAAAAGCAGGAGCACUAAGCCCGGAUGCCAAAUAAACAGGAUGCAGGAGGAGGAGGAGGAGGGAGGAGAGCUGACCCCCGCCUUGCUUCCCAACGCCUCCCCCAACGAGGUGGUCAGCGACUGGCUCCGGAGCAUCCCGACCGACGGCUGCCUGUCUGUGUACAGGGAGGAGAUGGGCGACGGGGGAGGAGAGGAGGAGGAGGAAGAAAAUUCCACUCAAGAAAAAGAAAGUCCUGAAGAUCAGAAGGUCAAUGAGGUUGCAGAGACCCCAGAAAAAGGGGUUGAAGUAGAGGAGGAAGAGGAUGAGAAAAUGCAAGGGGAUGAGGAAGCAGAGCAAGACAAAGAAGAAGUGUCUGACUCAGGACUGACCCACGCUGUGGAUGAGGUCACAUCCUCCGAUCACAAGGCUAUGUUCCAACACAGCGUCUCGAUGUCCAGGAACUGUAACUCCUCCGUUGCGGUGAUGAAGGUGCUGCUAAGCCCCAGCCUAGGAAGAUCUAACAGCCUACCGGAGGUAUCUCCGGUGUACGGCCGCAAGCUGAGCACCUCGGCCAAGGGUCUGCUGGACUGCUUGGCCCAGCUGCAGCUGAUCCAGCCCCUGGUACCCGACCCGGCCUGCGAGGUGCACAAGGACCACCGGGAGCGCUACAACGAAGUCAUGAGCAUCCUCCAGUCCCUGUGGCUCACCGAGCCCAGGGACCUGCCAAAGGACCAGAUCACCCCUUCGCGGUCCUCCUCCGGCGUAGAGGUGGGGAGCGGCUCGGGGGAAUCGGGCAAGGACAACAAUGUCGGAGGAAGAGGAGCUGAAGGUCUGGCGAAGGAUGCAGCGGAAUCUGUGCUCGGGGAAGAGGAGGCUGAUGCAGGGGAAGGAGAACAUGAUGCAGAGGGCGAAGGGACCGUUGGGACCCCAACGCCCCGGGAAACAUCCCCGAGACCCGAAGCGGAGGCUGCCGAGAGCCCCUCGUCCAGCAGGGACGAUGGGCCCGAGGACGCCGCCACUGACCCCACGCCCCCCUCCUCAUCGGACAAGUCCAGCUCGGCGGUGGGCGGCUCCAAGUCCCCGACGGACAACGAGCAUGAGACAGCGGCUGAGAGCUCCGGAUCGGGCACACAGCGCACGGCGCCGCCCCCGGUGCUUGCUGAACGCGCCACGGCCGCGGACCCGGACCCCACCUGGGCGCUGCACCUGCUCCGGAAGCUGGAGAAGCAGUUCAUGAGCCACUACAUGGCGGCCAUGGUGGAGUUCAAGGCGCGCUGGGACCUGGAGGACAACGUGCUGCUGGACACCAUGAUCGCAGAGCUCCGCGACGAGGUGGGCCGGCGCAUCCAGAGCAGCGUGGGCCGCGAGCUGAAGAAGAUCCAGGGCCGGGCCGGGCGGGGCGGGCGGACCCCCAGGCCCCCGGUAGGGACCCUCUCCCGAGAGUCCACAAUGACGGAGAGGAGGAGGCAGAUGUUGAAGGUCAUGAAGAACCAGCCGAAGACGGCCGACUCCCUCAGCGACGGUGAGAAGUUCAGUGACGAGCGCAGUGACGACGAGUACUGCCCGUGCGACGCAUGCGUGCGCAAGAAGCUGGCCGCACGGCCGGCCAGGACCCCGCCCACGCCAGCCACGCCCGCGCCACUCAGGAUGGACUUUGACCUCCGCAAGAUCCUCCAGCUGAGGAGGGACCCAGAAACCGAUGCCCUGGCCCCCAGGGCCACACCCUCACCCUUGCAGGGGCACCCUUCAGUGGGCGACAGCGACGGUGCCGGGGCACUGGAGCUGGAGGGGGAGGACAACAACCUGGAGGUUGUCCAGGAGGAGGAGGAGGAGAAAGAGGAGGAGCUGAAGAUGGAGAUGGCGACGGAGUUGGUAGAGACGAUUCCUGAGGAAGAGGAAGAGGAGGAGUUGGAGGCAGAGGAAGGAGACGAUGAAGAAGAAAAUGAAGAGGAGGAGGAGGAAGAAAUCUGCCAAGAGUGCAUGGUCUCCGACUCCAAGCCCGAGGAGGAAGCAGAGACGACAGAGAAGAAGGAGAGCAGGGAGGGAGAGGAAGAGGAGGAGGCAUCAGAGGAAGUGACGUCAGAUGAAGUGGUGGCGAGUGGCGAGGAGCCCACCACCGUGGAGGAGGAGCAGCAGCUCAUUGGAGUAGCCCAGGAGGAAGGUGACGAUGAGGGCAGAGAAGAUUCCCCUGUUGAGGUCAACACGGAAGAGGAGAAGGAAGGAGGAGAGGAGGAAGAGCCCAAGUCGGCGCGAGCAGUGACUCCGACGGUGUGCGUGACGAUGGGAGAGGAGGCGGAUGGCGAGGACUUGGGCGGUGAGACGAAGCAGCCAGAGAGCAACGAUGCGUCGGAAGCGGGCGGAGCAAACGACAUUAGUGAUGCAGAGAAGGAGGAGGAGAAGGAGGCGGGGGCGAUCCAGCGCCUCCCACAGCAAGUCACCCGCAGCUCGGUGGAGUCCCAGCCGGGCUCCAUGGAGGACCUGGUCUCCCCUCCUCCCGCCUCCUCCACCCACACCGGCCCCAAGCCGGUCGCAGCCCCAAAGCCGAUUGUGGCCCCCAAGCCGGUCGUGGCCCCCAAGCCACGGCCCCCCGACGGAGUGUCCGGGGGUGUGGGGGUCAGCGGCCGCGGCCAAAGGAGAAGCCGCUCCCCGGCACGGGUCAAGCGACGCAAGCAGAGGGAGGGCGACGUGGAGCUGGACGACCUCUAG